This is a messenger RNA of Fusarium subglutinans, 885 nucleotides long. Its product is annotated as glycoside hydrolase superfamily. Bases 1 to 885 code for a protein of 294 amino acids. The transcript is spliced from 2 exons. The record is from RefSeq and is a predicted model, not a curated record. NCBI's taxonomy places the organism in Eukaryota, Fungi, Ascomycota, Sordariomycetes, Hypocreales, Nectriaceae.
AUGACAGAGGAACGAGCAUCAAAGCCUAACAAUUCCCUGUCAUCUAGAUUGCACGAUUGGGGCAAUCAGAUACUUAGUGCCAUAUCCAGGGCCAGGGAUGAAAUUCUCGGUGCAACAACCAGACUCAACUCUGAUCCACCGCCUAACAAUACCUCGGUUACGCCGCCGGAUAACGAAAUCCGUACUUGGCCUAGUACCCAUGGAGGCCAGGGAUGCUUCCCGCCGAUGUCGAGUGCUGAGAACAUUUUACAGUGGGAUGUUUUGCGGAAUCAGCUUCCGAGCUCAGCUCAAUCCCCAAUCAUCACCACGAACUCAUAUGAGCCUGACAGGUCCAUCAACUCCAAGGCUAGUGCCGAUACGUCCUGUGCCGGACUCCGAGCGCUGCAACAAAGUUUCGAGACUCAGUUCCUGGCUCGGUAUCCCAUUAUCAGCAGGCCUUGGCUGACUCGCUGCGUCCGUAAUGUAGCAGAGAGCGACGGAGAAUGGAGUGCUGAAGCAUGUCUCGUGUUUCUGGUUUGCGCUAUUGCAUCCUUUUACGACUGCCCUGCUCACGAAGCCUUGACACCUCAAGCCACCUCUAUCAGCUCAGUGUCUGCCGCCUCAGGCUCAUACAUGCCCAAGUCGCGCCGGCCUACAUACCAAUAUUGGACCAUGGCAAAUCGGAGACUCGGCUGGGCCCUUGACGAGCCUGCGGGUCUACUCGCCGCCCCAUGUUUAUGUCUAGCUGGGUUUUGGCAUCUGCUGAACUUCGCGCCACGAAAGGCUCGUAAUAUGUUUUAUCGUGCUAUUGAUAGUAUGAGAGAUAUGACCUCUUCAAGCUUGUCAGAUACUGAGAGGCCUCUGGCACGAUUUAUGCAGAUCAUUUGUGCCGACCUACUCGAGUAG